GAUAAAUUUAACAUAAUGGAAAUAGAAAUUGUUUUACGUUACUGUAUAUUUAAAGAAUCGUGGUUUACGUACAGUUACGUGAAGGAUAUUUCCUUCCAUAAAAUUGAUUUUACGCAAACGCAUCUCUAAGCAAUUAAUGAUAUACACAUUACAUUUGAAUACGUAUAAAAUUAGCGCUCAAAAAUAUUUACUUUUUUAUAAGUAAUAAAACAUUAUUAGAUAUAUUUUAUUUAAUAUUUUACUUUAUUUAUUAAAAAAUGGAGGAACAUAAAAAUAUAUUUUGUAAAUAUAUGAUUACAGAGAUACCUAAUUUAGCUAUAUACAUUCCAAAUUUUAUUACACAAGAGGAAGAAGUUGAAAUAAUAAAGUGUAUAAAUAGUGUUCCUGUACCAAAAUGGACUCAGUUAAGUCAUCGAAGAUUGCAAAAUUGGGGUGGUAUUCCACAUCCAAAAGGUAUGAUAGCAGAAGAUAUACCAAUUUGGCUUCAAAAAUAUAUUGAUAAAGUAUCAUCCUGUAAUAUAUUUGAAAAAAAUAAAUUACCUAAUCAUGUUUUAAUUAAUGAAUAUCUAUCUGGUCAAGGAAUAAUGGCACAUUCAGAUGGUCCAUUGUUUCAUCCUAUUGUAACAACUAUUAGUUGUGGCUCUCACACACUUUUAGAUUUUUAUAAACGAAUUAACAAUAUAGAGCAACAUCAACUUAAUUUUGAGUUUAGUCUUUUAUUGGAGCGUCGAAGUUUAUUUAUUCUUCAAGAAGAAUUAUACCAUAAUUAUUUGCAUUCAAUUGCAGAAAGAGACACAGAUAUUAUUUCAAAAUCUGUGAUAAAAAAUUUGGAUAUAUGUGGGGAAAAAUUUCUUGAUGGAGAAACAUUAAAACGUGGAAUUAGAUUAUCUUUAACCAUUAGACAUGUUCCAAAAACCAGUAAAUUAAAAUUAAAAAUUGGAUAACAAGGUGGUAUGUGUAAUUUUUUAUAUUGUUUAACAUUUUGUUAAGUUAAAAAUAUUUUAUUAUUAAAUAUUUUAUUAUUAAAUAUUUCUUAUAUUUAAUAUUUGUAAAAUUAUAUGAUAUAAAUGCAAAGGAAAAAAAAUUUACAUAAAAUAUAAAAAUAGAAGUUUUGGCAUAUUAAAGCAUUUAUAAAGUUUAGAAA
Apis cerana (Asiatic honeybee) is the source of this 1144-nucleotide messenger RNA. Its product is annotated as alpha-ketoglutarate-dependent dioxygenase alkB homolog 6. Lineage: Eukaryota; Metazoa; Arthropoda; Insecta; Hymenoptera; Apidae. Gene Ontology annotation, cellular component: nucleus. The record is from RefSeq and is a predicted model, not a curated record.